This is a messenger RNA of Ceratina calcarata, 2351 nucleotides long. Its product is annotated as lipase maturation factor 2. The record is from RefSeq and is a predicted model, not a curated record. Gene Ontology annotation, cellular component: endoplasmic reticulum membrane. Lineage: Eukaryota; Metazoa; Arthropoda; Insecta; Hymenoptera; Apidae. The transcript is spliced from 11 exons. Gene Ontology annotation, biological process: protein maturation. Bases 245 to 2215 code for a protein of 656 amino acids.
UAGAGAGAAGGGAAGCGGCCGGGAGAGCAGGGAGAGAAAAGCCAAGUUACGAGUUACGAGAAUGAUCAUAAAAAGUACUUCGACACACAACUUCUAAACAUUACAACGGUACUUACGUUCCAGCAUUUUGCAGGCCUCGCCAAUUCUUCCACGCACGAAGUUCUGGUAAACGUAUCUCAUCUCGGAGAUCGAGCUCGAGGAUUAUACUUUUCAUACGUACCACGGAUACCUAACGUAAUUAAAAAUGGUUAAAGUACGAUAUACUCGCAAUUUGUUUCUACGAGGAAUGUGUAUUAUAUAUCUCUCUGCGUUCCUUAGUUUUUAUAUACAAAUCCCAGGAUUGUACGGCGAGAAUGGAAUCCUACCCGCUAGGACGCAAUUGGAUCUAAAAGGUCGUUUACCUCUUCUUAAUAAGUUGAAGCAGAAACCAACAUUGCUGUGGUUCGCUCCAUACUUUGGACUGAACGUGGAGUAUAUGCUAGAUGUGUUAUCUCUUAUCGGAGUAUUAUUUUCAUUUGGAGGAUUCAUUAGUCAAAAAUUUUGCGUGUCACUGGUAUUUGCGCUACUCUGGUCGCUAUAUUAUUCCCUCUAUCAGAUCGGCCAGACGUUUAUGUGGUACCAAUGGGAUGUGCUGUUAUUGGAAGCUGGAUUUUUAUGCAUACUGAUAGCACCCUUUUUCCACUCGAAGCACGGGAAAGUUAGCAGUCCGACCGACAAAAUAACAUUCUGGACUGUACGCUGGUUACUCUUCCGCUUGAUGUUCUCUAGCGGAGUAGUGAAGCUUACGUCUGGUUGUCCUAUUUGGUGGAAAUUAGAUGCUCUCAGCGUACAUUUCGAAUCGCAGUGUCUACCCACUUCACUGGCGUGGUAUGCCCAUCAUUUGCCAACAUGGUUUUUACGCUUCGUUACCGUGAUCGUUAACGUCCUCGAGCUCGUCAUUCCGUUCUUAUUCUUCUUUCCAAACAGGAAAGUGAAAAUCAUUGCAUUUUACAUGCAGGUAUUCCUGCAAGUGCAUAUUAUCGCGACAGGGAAUUACAACUUCUUCAAUUUCCUAACCAUCUGCUUAUGCAUCUCUCUGCUCGAUGAUCAGUUUUUCUAUAAAAAGAAAGCGAGAAGCGACUCGACCAGCAAUAGUACCAAGUUUUUAUCUACGAUAACAUGCAUUGCAGUUUACGCAGCAAUUGUUUUUGCUACCUAUGUAUAUUAUAAUCUUCGAAUCACCGAUACGUGGACUAUUCAAUGCGAUAUCGCAUUUACGCAAGAGCAGUUCAAUUAUGUUUUAUCUCAAGCAAUUCCAGUGUCAAUCUGCAUUGGCAUAAUAUCUCUUAUAAUUUUGGCGAUAAGAGCGAUAGUUGCGUCUCUGUCAACGGCUAAAGGGAUACGAAAUAAGACGUUCGGAUUGCUUCUAACAUGCAUUUAUACGGCUGCAGUUUGUCUCAUUUUUGGUAUAAGUAUUGUGCCGUACGCCACACUACAUCAGUCUCACAAUUCAACAAUACCGGUUCAAUUAAAGCAAAUGCACGGGAAAGUCGAGCACCUCCAACUCGUCAAUAGUUAUGGAUUGUUUCGACGUAUGACCGGUGUCGAAGGCCGACCGGAAGUGAUCAUCGAAGGAGCUAACAGCAUCGACGGUCCAUGGAAAGAAUAUGAAUUUUUGUACAAACCAGGAAACGUUAAUAACUCUUUACCGCUCGUAGCUCCUCAUCAGCCACGACUUGACUGGCAAAUGUGGUUCGCAGCAUUAGGCACUUAUCAUCAAAAUCCAUGGUUAAUGUCGUUAGCCUACCGUCUCUUGAAUGGUCAACCAGAAGUACUAGUUCUAUUGAACAAUGUGGAAAAUCCGUUCCGUGACAAUCCACCGAAAUAUAUAAAAGCUAGUCUGUACCGUUAUCAUUACACUUCGUGGUCCCAGUCGAACAAACAAGCCUGGUGGACGAGGGAAAAGAUCGGUGAUUACUUCCCGAUAUUUAGUUAUGAUCAUCCACCGCUUGUCGAGUAUUUGUCGAAAAUGAAAAUUAUUGUGGAGAAGCCGUCUUUCAAAGUAACGAACGAACCACUGAAACUGCUCCUCGACAAUCUUAGGUCUCUAAGUACCAAAGUCGAAGCUAGCCUCCUUCUGUGGGGAGUUCUCACGGCAGGUUUCGCGAUCAUAUUCACUAGUGUCAACAAUUCGAUGUCGAAGAAGAACUCAGAGUCUCGUUCGAAACAUGCCUAAACCUCUACUCAGGGACCGGACCAGUUAUUCAAUUCCCAUUACAUUACUUGUAACAUACCUAUGCGACGUACAUAUAUUUAUAUACAUACGUUUGUUGUUGAACCCUGAGUUAGAUAAAUCGAGAUUGUCCUCCCGA